This is a messenger RNA of Cuculus canorus (common cuckoo), 3348 nucleotides long. It is a transcript of the gene IPO11, whose product is annotated as importin 11. Lineage: Eukaryota; Metazoa; Chordata; Aves; Cuculiformes; Cuculidae. The transcript has 32 exons. Gene Ontology annotation, molecular function: small GTPase binding. Gene Ontology annotation, cellular component: cytosol; nuclear envelope. Gene Ontology annotation, biological process: protein import into nucleus. The record is from RefSeq and is a predicted model, not a curated record. Bases 276 to 3203 code for a protein of 975 amino acids.
GGGUGAGUGACGUCACGGCGCACGCCGCAGCGGCCGCGGCAGCGCUAGUCGCAGCUCGUGGCGCGAGCUUCGGAGGGGGCCGGGGUCCUGGCGGCCGCCGCCCCGCGGUUAAAAAAAAGUAGCCGAGGUUUUACUGUAAUAACAGAUACUUCGUGGAAUCAAAGGCAGGGUCGAGUGCCGCAGCGACAACCCUAUGAUUUGCUCUGCCUGCAGCUGAAAUCAUUGCUAGUUGCAGUUUUGUUCAUAGUUUGCUGUGCUUCGCAGUAGAGUUUUUCAUGGAUCUCAAUAGUGCUAGCAGCGUCGUUUUGCAAGUCUUGACCCAAGCUACUAGUCAAGAUACUGCAGUGUUGAAGCCAGCCGAGGAACAGUUGAAGCAGUGGGAGACCCAGCCUGGUUUUUAUUCAGUUUUGUUGAACAUCUUUACAAAUCAUGCCUUGGAUGUGAAUGUCAGAUGGUUAGCUGUUCUGUACUUCAAAAAUGGAAUUGAUCGCUACUGGAGACGGGUCGCACCACAUGCUCUUUCUGAAGAAGAAAAAGUUACAUUGCGUGCUGGACUUAUCACCAACUUUAAUGAGCCAGUGAAUCAGAUAGCGACUCAGAUCUCUGUACUGAUUGCUAAAGUUGCCAGGGUGGACUGCCCAAGGCAGUGGCCAGAACUCAUACCCACUCUUCUAGAAUCUGUCAAAGUCCAGGAUGAUCUUCGACAACACAGAGCAUUACUUACCUUUUAUCAUGUUACAAAGACCCUGGCAUCCAAACGGCUUGCCGCUGAUAGGAAACUUUUUUAUGAUCUUGCGUCAGGUAUUUAUAGCUUUGCAUGUUCCUUGUGGAAUCAUCACACUGAUACAUUCCUACAACAAAUUUGUGCAGGGGAUGAAGCUGCAGCCACAAAUUCACUGGAAAGAACCUUGUUGUCAUUGAAAGUGCUUCGUAAACUGACAGUCCAUGGAUUUGUAGAACCUCAUUGGAAUGCAGAGGUGAUGGGUUUUCUACAUGCAGUGUUUGAACGGCUAAAACAGUUUUUGGAGUGCAGUAGAAGUAUAAGAGCCGAAAAUGUAUGCAGAGAUCGUCUAGAAAAGACCAUAAUUCUGUUCACUAAAGUGCUUUUGGACUUCUUGGAUCAGCAUCCUUUUUCAUUCACGCCUUUGAUUCAGAGGUCAUUGGAGUUUGCUGUAAGCUAUGUUUUCACAGAAGCUGGUGAAGGAAUUGUAUUUGAGCGGUUCAUUGUACAGUGCAUGAAUCUCAUGAAGAUGAUUGUAAAAAAUUAUGCUUACAAGCCAUCCAAAAAUAUUGAAGAUAGCAGUCCUGAUACUCUUGAAGCACAUAAGAUAAAGACAGCGUUUUUCACUUAUCCAACGCUAAUGGAAAUAUGUAGGAGAUUAGUCACUCACUAUUUCCUACUGACGAAGGAAGAAUUAAUGAUGUGGGAAGAGGACCCAGAAGGCUUCACUGUAGAAGAGUCAGGAGGAGAUUCUUGGAAAUACAGUCUCAGACCGUGCACAGAAGUUCUUUUUAUUGAUAUUUUCCAUGAAUAUAACCAGACACUUACACCUGUGCUUUUAGAAAUGGUUCACAGUUUACAAGGAUCUACCAAUGUGGAAGAUACCAAUGCUAUACUGAUUAAAGAUGCCGUGUAUAAUGCGGUUGGACUGGCUGCUUAUGAGCUGUUUGAUAGUGUGGAUUUCGGUCAGUGGUUUAGAAAUCAACUAUUAGCGGAACUACAGGUUUCUGAUGACAGAUAUAAACCAAUACGUCGACGAGUAAUAUGGCUGAUUGGACAGUGGAUCUCUGUAAAAUUCAAAUCAGACUUGAGACCUAUGUUAUAUGAGGCAAUUCGUAACUUGCUUCAAGACCAGGACUUAGUGGUCCGUAUCGAGACGGCUACAACACUCAAGUUAACUGUAGAUGUGUUUGAGUUCAGAACUCAACAGUUCUUGCCGUAUCUAGAAUGUAUGUUUACGCUGCUCUUCCAGCUUCUUCAGGAAGUAACACAAUGUGACACCAAAAUGCAUGUUCUUCAUGUCCUGUCCUGCGUGAUUGAAAGAGUCAGUGUGCAGAUACGACCACAUGUAGAAUGCUUGAUUCAGUAUUUACCACUCCUUUGGAAACAGAGCGAGGAGCACAAUAUGCUGCGAUGUGCCAUUCUAACCACCUUAAUCCAUCUUGUCCAGGGACUGGGAGCAGACAGCAAAAAUCUCUAUCCUUUCCUACUCCCAGUUAUCCAGCUAAGUACAGAUGUUUCUCAGCCUCCACAUGUCUAUCUUCUGGAAGAUGGUUUAGAGUUGUGGUUAGUGACAUUGGAGAAUAGUCCAUGUCUUACACCUGAACUCCUAAGAAUAUUUCAGAACAUGUCUGCCCUUCUAGAGCUGAGUUCAGAAAACCUCCAAAAUUGCUUUAAGAUCAUCAAUGCUUAUAUUUUCUUAUCAUCGUCUGGAUUUUUACAGAUGUAUGCUACUGACUUGUGCCGGUCAUUUUGUGAACUUUUGAAGGACAUUACUACUGAGGGUCAAGUUCAAGUUUUAAAGGUUGUGGAAAAUGUCCUAAAAGUAAACCCUGUUUUGGGUCCUCAAAUGUUUCAACCUCUUCUGCCAUCAGUAUUCAGGGGGAUUAUAGGUGGGGAGAGAUACCCAGUGGUGAUGUCUACUUAUUUGGGGAUCAUGGGUAGAGUUCUGUUACAAAAUGCAAGUUUUUUUUCGUUGCUUUUGAGCCAGAUGGCAUGUGAAUUUGGUCAGGAGUUGGACCAAACUCUUGGUAACAUGAUUGAAAUGUGGGUUGAUCGGAUGGAUAACAUCACUCAGCCUGAAAGGAGAAAACUUUCUGCUUUGGCAUUGCUUUCACUUCUGCCAUCACUGAAUAGUGUUAUCCAAGAUAAAUUUUGUGGUAUCAUCAACAUUUCAGUGGAAGGUUUGCAUGAUGUUAUGUCUGAAGAUCCUGAAACUGGAACAUACAAGGACUGCAUGUUGAUGUCUCAUUUUGAAGAGCCCAAAGUUACAGAAGAUGAGGAACCUCCCACAGAACAAGACAAAAGGAAAAAAAUGCUUGCACUGAAGGACCCUGUACACACUGUGUCAUUGCAGCAGUUCAUCUAUGAGAAGCUAAAGGCACAGCAGGAAUUACUGGGAGAACAAGGUUUUCAGGCGCUUAUGGAAACUGUGGAUACAGAAGUAGUUGCACAGCUACAAGAAUUUUUACAAGGAUUCUAAAUCAGAGGAAACAAGAUUUUAUACGUCUAAUUUUCCUUUCAAAAAACAGGAAAGAACUCUAGCCUUCCUUCUCAUAUGGAAGAGCCUACUGAAAGCUGAAAAUAACUUGUGUUAAGAAAAUAAAAAACAAGUUGUUGCUAUCAAA